This is a messenger RNA of Tripterygium wilfordii, 2764 nucleotides long. Its product is annotated as ent-kaurene synthase TSP4, chloroplastic-like. Gene Ontology annotation, cellular component: chloroplast. Gene Ontology annotation, molecular function: terpene synthase activity; magnesium ion binding. Lineage: Eukaryota; Viridiplantae; Streptophyta; Magnoliopsida; Celastrales; Celastraceae. Gene Ontology annotation, biological process: gibberellin biosynthetic process. The transcript has 15 exons. The coding region runs from base 225 to 2570 and encodes 781 amino acids. The record is from RefSeq and is a predicted model, not a curated record.
UUACGGUAAACACAUGCAAGAGUGUCAAUCAAAACUUGUCAUUCGAAUUAAUCUGUAAUUACAAGAGCAUCUCCUUCUACAGCCUCAUAUAAAUAGAUGUAGCACAAGAACAACUUCCAAGUCUGGUGCAUGAUUUGAAGAAAAUUAUUAUUUGGGCAGAGAGGGUACUCUACUGACCACUGAGUAAUAUUCUUCAUAUAUAGCUUGUUUGGGAUUCUGGUGCCAUGAUGUCUCUAUCGCAUCCCAAUUGUAUUAGGCACUCCUCUUUACCAAUAUCAGCAGCCUUACCGAAGAGUAAAUCAGAAGUACUGACCGAAACCGAUGCCACCAUUCUGUAUUUUCAAGAGACUAAAGAAAGAAUUAAGAAGAUGUUUGAUAAGGCCGAACUCUCUGUUUCGGCAUAUGACACCGCUUGGGUAGCAAUGGUAUCAUCUCCUAAUUCCCGUCAGGCCCCUUGCUUCCCUGAGUGCGUAAAUUGGUUGUUGGAUAAUCAACUCUCUGAUGGUUCUUGGGGUCUUCCUCCUCAUCAUCCCUUGUUAGUUAAAGAUGCUUUGUCAUCCACUUUAGCAUGUCUCCUUGCUUUGAAGCGAUGGGGUCUUGGUGAACAACAAAUGACAAAAGGACUCCAAUUUAUUGAAUCAAAUUUCACUUCAAUUAAUGAUGAGGAGCAACACACCCCAAUUGGAUUCAAUAUAAUUUUUCCUGGGAUGAUUGAGACUGCUAUAGAUAUGAAUUUGAAUCUUCCUCUAAGAUCGGAAGACAUAAAUGUGAUGCUUCACAAUAGAGACUUGGAGCUUAGGAGAAAUAAAUUGGAGGGAAGGGAAGCGUACUUAGCCUAUGUUUCCGAAGGAAUGGGAAAAUUACAGGAUUGGGAAAUGGUUAUGAAAUAUCAGAGAAAGAAUGGGUCACUGUUCAAUUCACCGUCUACUACUGCAGCUGCUCUUAGCCAACUUGGAAAUGCUGGUUGUUUUCAUUACAUCAACUCACUUAUAGCAAAGUUUGGGAAUGCAGUUCCGACAGUUUAUCCUUCUGAUAAAUAUGCUCUUCUUUGUAUGAUUGAGAGUCUUGAGAGGCUGGGAAUUGAUAGUCAUUUCAGUAAGGAAAUUAGAGAUGUACUGGAGGAAACCUACAGACGCUGGUUGCAGGGAGAUGAAGAGAUAUUUUCCGAUGCUGACACAUGUGCCAUGGCAUUUCGUAUAUUACGUGUACAUGGAUAUGAAGUCUCUUCGGAUCCAUUAACUCAAUAUGCUGAACAUCAUUUCUCCCGUUCUUUUGGAGGCCAUUUGAAGGAUUUUCGUACUGCCUUGGAGUUAUUCAAAGCUUCACAAUUUGUAAUAUUCCCAGAGGAAUCAGGUCUCGAAAAACAGAUGUCGUGGACAAAUCAAUUUCUAAAGCAGGAAUUCUCUAAUGGGGCAACUCGUGCAGAUAGAUUCAGCAAAUAUUUUAGCAUAGAAGUACAUGAUACUCUUAAGUUUCCCUUCCAUGCAAAUGUGGAACGCUUAGCACACAGGAGAAAUAUAGAGCAUCACCAUGUAGAUAACACAAGAAUAUUAAAGACUUCAUAUUGUUUUUCAAAUAUCAGCAACGCUGAUUUUCUGCAACUGGCGGUGGAAGACUUCAAUAGGUGCCAAUCAAUACACCGUGAAGAACUCAAAUAUCUUGAGAGGUGGGUUGUGGAGACCAAAUUAGACAGGCUAAAGUUUGCUAGACAGAAAAUGGCAUACUGUUACUUUUCUGCUGCUGGAACAUGCUUCUCUCCUGAACUAUCAGAUGCUCGCAUCUCAUGGGCCAAAAACAGUGUGCUUACAACUGUUGCCGACGACUUCUUUGACAUUGUGGGGUCGGAAGAGGAACUGGCAAACCUUGUACACUUGCUUGAGAAUUGGGAUGCAAAUGGUAGCCCUCAUUAUUGUUCUGAGCCAGUUGAAAUCAUAUUUUCAGCACUUCGUAGCACAAUUUGUGAGAUCGGAGACAAAGCAUUAGCAUGGCAAGGGAGAAGUGUGACACACCAUGUUAUUGAGAUGUGGUUGGAUUUGCUAAAGUCUGCGUUAAGGGAAGCCGAGUGGGCGAGAAACAAAGUGGUGCCAACAUUCGAUGAAUACGUGGAAAAUGGAUAUGUGUCUAUGGCCUUGGGACCAAUUGUUCUUCCAGCAGUCUAUCUCAUCGGGCCUAAAGUUUCAGAGGAGGUUGUCCGAAGCCCUGAAUUCCAUAACCUCUUCAAACUUAUGAGCAUUUGUGGACGUCUAAUCAAUGACACCCGCACAUUUAAGAGGGAAUCCGAGGCUGGGAAAUUGAAUUCUGUUUUGUUGCACAUGAUCCACAGUGGUAGUGGAACAACGGAGGAAGAAGCUGUUGAAAAGAUUAGAGGUUUGAUUGCGGAUGGACGAAGAGAACUGCUAAGGCUAGUGUUGCAGGAGAAAGAUAGCGUAGUUCCGAGAGCUUGCAAGGACUUGUUCUGGAAAAUGGUCCAAGUGUUGCACCUAUUUUACAUGGAUGGAGAUGGAUUCUCUUCACCUGACAUGAUGCUCAAUGCAGUAAACGCUUUGAUACGUGAACCCAUCUCUCUAUAAUUGCAGGCUCUACCCUUUACCCAUUGAAAGGAUUCUACAAUAAAUUGGGAUGGAUUGUGUGUUUUUCAGUCACAUUUGCAUUUGCUUGCCUCUUUUAUUUUUGACAGAAAAUUUUCAUUUUGGUUAUGAAUUGUAUGGACUUUCAAUGCGAUACUUUUUUUUAACAAUUAUGAGCAAUUAGUUAUAAAAUAUAA